AUGGCUUCUCGUCUACCCACCAUUCCUCGGUUGGUCUUUACCGUCUUUGAGCCUCUCAGCUUGCUCGCAGGCUGGGCCGGAGCAACCCUCAACCCGGCAUGGUUUGUCACAGAGCAGACAUCCACUGGCCUGUCGUCUGCGGUGGACGAUAAUGCCAGACUGGUCGCCCUCCAGCUGGGAAAUACAUACGGGCUAGUAUUCCUGGUCGCCUCCGCCGUGCUGUACACGACAUCCGAGAUCAAGGUCGUGCGCAACUAUUUGAUCGCCUGUUGGAUCGCCGAUAUAUCACAUGUCUAUGUGUGCUAUCAUGUCCUGGGCUGGGUGAGGUUUGCGAACGUGGCUGGCUGGAAUAGUAUGACCUGGGGAAAUGUUGGUGUGACGACUAUGUUGUGUCUGACGAGGACAGCGUAUCUUUUGGGCUUCUUUGGACCAGAUGUGCCCGUCGCGACUCAGAGGAAGCUUCAGUGA
Cryphonectria parasitica EP155 is the source of this 468-nucleotide messenger RNA. RefSeq lists its product as uncharacterized. The transcript has 3 exons. The record is from RefSeq and is a predicted model, not a curated record. NCBI's taxonomy places the organism in Eukaryota, Fungi, Ascomycota, Sordariomycetes, Diaporthales, Cryphonectriaceae. The coding region runs from base 1 to 468 and encodes 155 amino acids.